This is a messenger RNA of Colletotrichum destructivum, 1768 nucleotides long. RefSeq names its product Putative glycine zipper 2TM domain-containing protein. Gene Ontology annotation, cellular component: outer membrane. The record is from RefSeq and is a predicted model, not a curated record. Lineage: Eukaryota; Fungi; Ascomycota; Sordariomycetes; Glomerellales; Glomerellaceae. The coding region runs from base 1027 to 1713 and encodes 228 amino acids. The transcript has a single exon.
CCUCCGAAUACAGGAGUGUACGAGUUGCGUGUCAGUGUAAACCCCGGUCGGCAAUCUCGCAUCUCCCCCGCCUAGCUAGUGAACGAUUCGUCACAUCGGCACCGGGGUUGCUAUUACCACUACCUACGGUAGAGUCAUAUCCAAACGGCCCUCACUCCUGUCUGCCGAAUUCUACCCUGCAGACCUCAAAAUAAGCAACAAACAAGCAAACGUAGGCAGGGGUGGGUGCCGCUGCAGAAGAACACACCCACAUCAUCACAGGGGAAGAUAGUAGGGUCACUCCAGUACGUACUAACUCGAAACCGUUCGAGCCUCCUCACUCAGCAUGAUGAGGGCACAUCAGACGUCUCUUCCACAUAGAGACAACACCGCAGAGAGAGACCCCCCCGUGACGAGUCCCGAAGACUCGGUAUCAUGACCGCCUGUCUCGGUACUAGCGCCGCCAGGCCAGCCGCUCGUCAAGGCACGAACACGUCUUCCGCUGUGGUCCUCCCUCGGCUCUGUUGCUAUGUCUAAGUGUGAUGUAGAUACACUGCUGGCGGGGUUCGCGUGUGGAGGAGGACGUGGAGGGAUGGACCGUGUGUUGUGUACCUGGGCCAUCUUACGCAACAUGCCCCUCCCCUACAGUACGAUAGCUCCGCCCCAGCGCGCAACGCCGGGAUCCAUCCAUCAUGCUUGGAAACUUUUAGGUUCUUCCCAGUAAGUCAUGCCUUGUCUCGCGUGUGUCGCUUUUGGGAUCUGCUCGGACUGUCUGCAUCCUGGGACGAUCGAGUUACUUAAGACGUCGUGUGCCCCUUCGUUCUUCGUGACGUCUUUUUUCGUUUCUCCUCCCACUCAACCAACACUCAUCAAGUCGCCUCACAUACGAAGUGUACUUACUUACACGCUCACGCACACACACACACACACACACACACACACACACACAUUACACACCAAAAAGCACACAACACGCACCCAAACCAUUCAUCAAUCAUCCACCAACCAGUGCAUUAGAUAAACCAGAGCUUUACCUCAGUCGCCCCGAUGUCAGCACAAGAGUACUACGGCGGCACCCGCCAAAACACCCACACUCCGGGCGGUUCUUCCUCCCGCGGCAGCCAAUACCUCUCGGCCCCCCUCAUAGACAAAGCCGGCUACCGCCCGCGCUCCGCAAGCUCCGACCGCCCUCGCUCCGGCUUCUCCUCCUCCUCCUCCCACCACCGCUCCCGCUCCACCGGCCCCGCCGGCUCCGACGCUCAACUCGGCGGCCAGGACGGCGAGCGCGGCCUCGUCUCCACUAUCGGCGGCGGUGCCGCCGGCGGCUACGUCGGCAAGAAAUUCCUCGGUGGCAAGCUCGGCGCCGUGGCCGGCGCGCUGGGCGGCGCCGUCGUCGCGAACAAGAUCGAGCACAGGCUCAGCGGCAGCCACCACGGCAAGCAACACGGCCACCACCACGGUCAUCACGGCCAUCAUGCACCCCCGCCUCCGCCGCCUCACCACUACGGCGGACGCUACGGCCACCACGGCCACCACGGACCCCCGCCCCCGCCCCCGCCGCACUUUGGCCCCCCGCACCACGGAAGCCACCACUCGUCCGGCGGCUUCAGCGGCCUGGUCGGUUCGUUAAUGGGCGGGAGGAAGCACGACGACGGGCGCCACAGCCCUCCCCACCACGGAGGCCACCACGGUCAUCACGGUCACCACGGCCACCACGGACACCAUGGCUGGUAAAGCCUCUUGGUAGCCUCCUCUUAUCUUUUUUCUGUCCUCCUUCUCUUUCUUCUCU